AUGGUAUCCCCAUGGCCAACGGCUCCUCCGAUUGGGGAUGAUACCGAAAGCGUUCGCGGCUUAAUAGACAAUUUCAAAGAACAGUACGGACAUGUCUUUUCGCACACGACUGAAAAUCCGACCGCGUCGGCCCCUGCGGGCUAUGUCAUGGGUUUGAUGUUUCAAGCCAACAGGGUGAUUUCGCUGAUGGCCGAGAAGAUGAAGAAUUCUUCAGACCCUCAAUUGGCGCAUCUAUUUGACUCAGAGUUGUCAUCUACGACAGAGGCAUCGCCUGCUGUGGAAACAUCAGUCGUCGAACAAUGCGCUGUCGAUGCCUCUAAGCCCAGCUGGUCGGAGAAACACAGCCCAGGAACUAUGAUAAAGCUUGCCUGGGACAUGGAAUAUCCACUUCAUCCCUAUACACCUUCCGCAUUCCAGGAAAUGGCACACGCUGAUGUUCUCAAAGAGUUCGAGGCUGCGCUGCAUCAGAGUUGCGACAAGAAAUCCCAUCUUUGGAUGCCAUUCCUACAGCAUGGCGACUAUGUUCGAUUCGCAGAGGACUAUCAACCAAUUAUCGAUCGAUACUUGACUGUCUCUGCUGGGUAUGAAGCGCCGAUCGAAAUUGUCUGGAACUUAUACGAUAAUCUCUACGUGCCAGGUGUAAAGUGGAGAUUUCAAAACCAUCCCGCAAGUUUCCUUUUCAAGAGCUUCCACUUGGCGCUGGAAAGGUCUGGGAACCCCGAACUCGCUAAAAUCCGUGCUACUAUGGCGAUGCGUCGUUGUUCCAGGGGGAUUAACAUAUACGUUGAUUCCCGAGAAAAGCGGGAUAUCAUACUUCGAAAUACCUCACUCUGGGUUCCUCACAGGGAAUGGUUGGUGAGGGCCCAAAUCGCGUCUGUUUGCGGCCAGGCCAUGUAUUUGAAGGCACCCAAUGCUCCACCGAUGCCCGGUCCAGACUCACAGGCGAAUAUUUCAAAUGGAUCUUCGACCGGUGUCAAGGCUAAACCUACACCUGAUCAUUUGAAUGGCCAAUCUGCUGUCCCUCAACAAUCUGGUCCUCAACCCCAAGGCCCGCAUAGCCCCCCAGAAGGGCCAUGGCUGAAGCGAAAGCGACAAAAGCUUCGCAGCCAAGAGAAAGCCAGCGAAAAAUACGAGGCAUGGAAAAAGGCUCUACGCGAUGACCCAAAUGCUCGCAGUUACAAACCAUACAUGUGA
Messenger RNA from Penicillium cosmopolitanum, 1194 nucleotides. RefSeq lists its product as uncharacterized. The coding region runs from base 1 to 1194 and encodes 397 amino acids. The record is from RefSeq and is a predicted model, not a curated record. NCBI's taxonomy places the organism in Eukaryota, Fungi, Ascomycota, Eurotiomycetes, Eurotiales, Aspergillaceae. The transcript is spliced from 2 exons.